AUGAAGCUUCUGCGAGUCGUCAUUGCCGCCUUGCUGGCUGUCGUCGGCCAAAGCGAUGCCAAGUCAACCUUUUCGCCCGCUCGCCCUCCUGCGGCCCCUCUUGCUGUUCGAUCCCCAUAUCUCAAUGUCUGGCUCAACGGGCCAACUGAUGGCGGCGAGAGCGGUAUUCUCCCGAAUUCAUGGCCUCGCUUCUGGACUGAGGGUGUCCAGGGCUGGCAAGGCUUCAUCAAGGUCGAUGGGAAAACAUACAAUUGGAUGGGAAACCACCCAAGCACUGACUUUGCCAACCAAACCGCCCAAUACUACACCUCCACCAAGACCGAGUUCGUCAUGGACGUCGGCGGCAAGGUCGAACUGACUGUCAGCUUUCUCUCUCCCGUGUUUCCCGACGAUCACAGGCGCCAGUCAAUUCCCUUUUCCUACAUGAACGUGAAGGUGAAGUCUAUCGACCGUCACGCCCACUCUGUGCAGAUUUACAGCGAUGUCACUGGAGGCAAUGGCUUUGCAGAGUUUGCGUCUGGGGACAACCGCGCCGUCAUCGAAUGGGAACACAAAAAAGUGAACGGCCUCCGCUCGCACCGCUUUUGGCGACGAAACCAGGAUGUCUUCAACGAGACCAAUGACCAGGCUUCGUGGGGCAAUUGGUAUUGGACCACAAAGGAUCAGCGCGGUGUCAGCUACCAAAUUGGUCAAGACACUGCUGUGCGCAGCCAAUUCAUAAACAACGGCCAUCUAGACGGCAGCAUUGACAGCCAAUUCCGUGCUGUUAGUGAUCGUUGGCCUGUAUUCGCACUUUCUCGCGAUCUCGGAAAGGUUUUGGGAAUGGGAUCUGUCACAACCCUCUUCACUAUAGGUAUUACCCAGGACGAAACCAUCCAGUACCACGGCAUUGGAGAGAAGAAAGGUCUCCCAUCUCUCUGGAAGGACUACUUCAAAAAUGACGCUGAGCUCGUCAAAUUCUUCUACAAUGAUUUCAGCUACUCCUCGCGAUAUUGCAUGAAGCUUGAUCACCGCAUCGAGACCGAAUCUGCAGCUGUCGCUGGCCCGGAAUAUGCAAUUAUCACCACUCUGGCUCUCCGCCAGUUCUAUGGCGCCAUCCAGCUCGUGGGAACCAAGGAAGAUACCAAGGUCUUUAUGAAGGAAAUCAGCUCCAACAGUGAUAUCCAAACUGUGGAUGUCAUCUUCCCGGCAUUCCCUGCCAUGGUAUACCUCAACCCCAUUCUCAUCAAAUGGAGCCUUGAACCCCUCUUGGAAUAUCAAAAGAGUGGUCGCUAUCCCAACAAGUGGGCUGUUCAUGAUCUCGGCCGAUACCCGCGGGCCCUCGGCUACGACGACGGCAACGACGAGCCGAUGCCACUAGAAGAGUGCGGCAAUAUGCUCAUCAUGAUGCUCGCCUAUGCUCAAAGGUCCGGAGACAAUGGGUGGCUGAAGGAAAACUGGGAUCUUCUCACGCGAUGGGCCGAGUAUCUCAUCGAAGAUGCCAAGAUUCCUGCGCACCAGCUCUCAACUGAUGAUUUUGCUGGCCAGCUCGCCAACCAGACCAACUUGGCCAUCAAAGGUAUCAUCGCUUUGGAGGCCAUGGCAGAAAUUGCUACGCGCGCCGGGCAUCCAGAUUUGAAGCCGCACUACAGUGACAUUGCACAUGAGUACUACAAAUUCUGGUCCGAGCAUGGCAUUAACAACAACACAGCGACUCCUCACUCGACGCUGGCCUACGACGACAUGGAGAGCUACGGUCUGCUGUACAACCUCUGGGGUGACAAGGUGCUCAGGCUCAACUUUAUCCCCGAGGAGAUUUACAAGAUGCAGAGCGCGUGGUACCCGCACGUGGCCAACGAGUACGGCAUGGUACUGGACACGCGUGGGACACUGACCAAGACAGAUUGGGAAAUUUUUGCGGCAUCCAUGUGCGAGGAGUCGACCAAGAUGCAGUUUGUCAAGCUCAUUGCCAAGUGGAUCAAUGAGACCAAGACCUGGAGAGCGUUGACAGACUUGUACGACACCAAAGAUGGCGGCUAUCCGCGCGGCAUCCAGUUUACGGCGCGGCCGGUGGUCGGUGGCCUAUUUGCGAUGCUUGCUCUACAAUGA
Beauveria bassiana ARSEF 2860 is the source of this 2088-nucleotide messenger RNA. Its product is annotated as glutaminase GtaA. Gene Ontology annotation, biological process: carbohydrate metabolic process. Bases 1 to 2088 code for a protein of 695 amino acids. The transcript is spliced from 4 exons. Lineage: Eukaryota; Fungi; Ascomycota; Sordariomycetes; Hypocreales; Cordycipitaceae. The record is from RefSeq and is a predicted model, not a curated record.